CGCCAAUUACGCGAGCCAGGUGAUACACGCCGCUCGCGGCCGGCGCGUACUCGCGGCUCAGUGUCGACUGUCGGCAGAGGACGUUAGCCCGCGGCCGCCGUGCGCAGCUCUCGGAUCACACGGAUCACUCGGACGGGCCAACCGUGGCAGGUGUCGGACAUCGGUGCCGUGAUGUCGAAACAGUGAAACACUAGUGCGAACUGUUACUUCCUUCCCGUUCGGAUAUCGGAUUGCAUCGGCGACCGGCUCCAGCAUGGGAGAAUCACUGUUAAAGGAGGAUCCCCUCUCCAGGAUCCAGAGGGAAAUCAUAGAAGUGACGGAGAGGGAGAGAGAGUUCAAGGAAGGACACUUCAGGAUGAGCAGACUCAUGUCAGAGUCCACGAUUGACGUUAACCACCAAAAUGGUCACGUGAACGGCGACGCAGAGCCCAAACCACAGAAGACGCUGAACAGAGCGGUGUCCACCUCCCAGCUGCUGGGCCCUAUCGCGCCCUCGCCGCCCACACCGCCAACACUUCUAAAUACAAAUGGGUACACGCGACGUUUCGCCCCCCAGACCGGAACCAAAGGCAUCAUGCAGCGGUUCAUUGCCAACAAAGGAAAGUUGCCGGCUUCUCCCGGGGGCGCCAUCACACCCACUGCCGUGGCUCCUCCGCUCGUGUUCCCCACGCCACCCAUCAUCGCGCCCGUGCUCAGUCCACCGGUGAUUGAACGCACCCCGGAAGGCAAACCGAUGCGCAAAGGUUACGUGCCCGUCGAAGAAAAGAUUCAGAAAGAACUGCAGGAGAUGAAAGAUAGAGAACAGGAGCUAAAGAGGAUGAGGAAGAAACAGAAACCUUUCGAUUUGGAGCUCACCGAUGAGGAGACUAACUCUGAGUCUGAAGAUGAGGAGAUCCCCCCGCCCGGCAAAUUAAAGCCGACCAAAUCGAUAGGCGAGUUAUACGAGGCGCUUAACGAGGAACUAAGGUCGCCAUCACCCCGGAAUAGCUCCGGACACGAGUCCAUCGGUAGCCUAAAGCCGGCCAAGUCCCUCGCCGAACUGUGCGAGCUCGCGCCCGGUGAACAAUUCCUCGCGCCCAGCUCUACCAGACUGAUCGCGCAGUGGGAGUCCAUCAUACAACAGAAGCAAGAGGCGGGCGCCGCUUAAUUUAGUUAGUUACGUGAAUAAUGCUAUGGUUCAAAGUGUAAGGCGGGUGACGCCGCGAGGGUCGCGUCGCAAACAUCAGCACAGUGCAAACGAGGCACGCAGUGUCACAGUCCGGGACGAGUUCCGCGCGAUAAUGGACUGGUGGAGUGCCCGCCCGGUGCCCGUUGCGCGGUGCCGCGGAAUUUCCCUGACGCGAUUUACCGUAAGUUAAAACCGGGAGCAAGGCAAAUAAAUCAAGUGUUGGAUGCGAGGCGUGAGGCGUGUGUCCGUCGAUUUCUUUCGUCGGCCGAUCGGUUGUGAGGCAAUUAAUUUUCUCCAGAGUGCGAACAAUGCAAAUGAUGUUUAUCCGUAAUGGCAAUUAAACGAGCGUGCGCGCGUUGGAAAGCGGGUGGCACCGCGGCGCGCCUCUCCCUACUGUGAGUAAAUAGUUUCUUCCUAUUGUUCAACCUUGUUGAAAAACAGCGCAGGGUUUUUGCGGCGCCGCUUUCCCGGUGCACCACCGCACCACCGCACCGCGCCGUAUUGUCGUAUUGUCGCGCAAUACACUUCAGCCUGUUUAAUUGUGAGAAAAUUGAUUGUAAGAAACCAGUUAAUAACACCUUGGAAUCAGGUCCCAGUAUUGUUCCGCGCCUUCACCGGCGGCCGCCGCUCCGGUUAGUUCUGACGCCCACAUCUGUUUCUAUACUGGCCGAGGGUUGCCUAGCGCACACUCUGGUUCAUUGUUUCUGUUACGUCAGUUCGAUCAAAUCACAUAUCAAUCUCCUCGUCCUUUUCUUAUUACUUUUGUUAAAAGUAGGAAAACAGACGGGUAACAAAACAACAUUACACGAGGGAAUAAUACAUUUAUUUGCGUAUUAGAAAUGUCACUUUAUUAAUUUGUACACGAUGUUUGCUAUGAUCCCUUUAUUAGAUGUAGCGUUAGCUGGCGAGCCGCGCACUCGUCUGAUAGUCGAAGCGGGACUUCGAAAUAUUUGCUUCUAUUUAUUGUACUUAACGGCCUCAAUCUUAGACUAUGGAAAGUGAAGUGCCUUAAACGUGUACUUCGCGGGUUCAAAUGUGAUUUGAACCAUAUUGUAAGACGACAGCAUAAUAGAUGUGUCAAAUAGUCUGUGCCUUAUAUAAGUAGAGUUAGUACAAGUUGCAGCUGACACCAAGCUUUAUGGCCGGCCUGAAGUUAGUCAUACGCGUAUUGUUUUCAAAUAGAACAUAGAGGAAAUAGAUGGAAGGGUGCGGAUGAACUCAGUGUUUCCAGGCCAUGAGGAUUGAUGCCAUCUUUAUUGAACUGUAGCUGAAACUAAUAUUAUUCACUAUUGUGUGGAGCUGUUAGAAAACGGAGGACGCAAUGUGGCCACAGAGUGCCUGACUUUACCACCCUCAAAAAUAAUUGUGGACCAUGCCGGAAUCCGAACGUUGUCCGUCACACAUGCUUAUCAUUACUGUAGACAACGUGACGUCAUCAGGUCCACAGGUAUUUUCGAGGCUGGUAUUCAGCUCCGUGGACUGUCCUGUCACUGUUGAAAAAUACUGCAACUAAUUGUUAUAUAUAUUAUUCCAAUAAUACUUUGAAUCAAAAGUACAAAUUGAUAAUAGAGAAUUUAUGAAUUUAAUAAUAAAAUUAUUUACAAAUGAAAAUUUAACAUAAGUAACAGGGUAUGAACAAAUAUAGACUUUAUACAGAAUAUAUUUUAUGGUAUAUAUCUAUGGGCAGCAUGUUGUUAAUUGUGUCGUUUCUAUAAAAGGAGUAUGUAAAGUGGAGCAGCAUUUUUCACCGCGACAGAUGUCCCGCGACCGCGCCCGCACGGCCGCCAGAGCUCUGUAACAUGGACAACUAUUUAUUAUCUAUACGUACGAACUGUUCCCUAGCAUAAUAAUAAAUUAGUCAAUUUGAUUUUAUAGUGAAUAGAUAUAGAAAUGAGAUUUAAUUGUUGCAAUAUAUUUUAAGUCUUUUUUUAAGUUUUUAUCUGUUACGCAGUGCCAGGAGUUCAAAUUCUAAAACAUCUUUUGAUGUCCUAGAGGUGAUAUAUACGAAACCAGUUCUAAAGAGAUUUCUUCUAUACUACAACAUUGUGAUAUGAAAUUGCCUUUUAAGAUAUAAGCAUUAAAAUUUAUGAAACCUUGACCUUUGAGGCUGAGGGCUGAUGAAGGUGAAGGUGUAUUGUACUGUUUGUUCAGCAUACUGUCUACUCGUUACAUAUACAUACAACGUGCAUAUUAGAUAUGUUAAUUUAUGUUUGAUUAAGGUUUUCGCAAUAAAUACAUUUUUGCCGA
Manduca sexta (tobacco hornworm) is the source of this 3415-nucleotide messenger RNA. RefSeq names its product proline-, glutamic acid- and leucine-rich protein 1 (gene mdu). The record is from RefSeq and is a predicted model, not a curated record. NCBI's taxonomy places the organism in Eukaryota, Metazoa, Arthropoda, Insecta, Lepidoptera, Sphingidae. The transcript has 2 exons. The coding region runs from base 254 to 1147 and encodes 297 amino acids.